AUGCGCGGUGUCCGGGUGGGGCCCGCGGGCGGCUGGUGCCGGCCUGCUACCGCGGCAGCGCUCGGAGCCCCCGGCCGCCGGCGGGGCACGGGCGAGGCUCCCACACAGAGAGCGCGGAGCGGCCUGCCAGGGGUGCCAUUUCAUCAGCCAUCCUUGGCCCUGGCUGGCGAAGGAGAAGACGCCCAGAAGGGAGCGCUGCUCUUCGACGCCCUGCCACCGGCCAGCAGUGCUGACUCAGGGCCGGGGGGACCUUUGCUCUUUGAUGACCUUCCACCUGCUGGCAGCGGCGGCGAAACAGGUGCCCCAGCUGCCCCGCUGCCCCUGCUGGCAAAGGAGGAGGGCAAGGCCGCCAAGAGGAAGAGCCCCGCGGGAGAGAAGAACGGCAGGGAAGAGCUUGUGGAAAAGAAAGUUUGUAAAGCCUCAGCCGUGAUCUUGGGCCUGAAGGGCUACGUGGCCGAGCGGAAGGGGGAGCGUGAGGAGAUGCAGGACGCCCACGUCAUCCUGAAUGACAUCACAGAGGAGUGCCGGCCCCCUGCCCUCAUCGCACGUGUGUCCUACUUCGCGGUGUUUGAUGGACACGGAGGGAUUCGAGCCUCAAAAUUCGCAGCACAGAAUCUGCACCAGAACUUGAUCAGGAAGUUUCCCAAAGGGGAUGUCGCCAGUGUCGAGAAGACGGUGAAGCGAUGCCUGCUGGACACGUUCAAGCACACGGACGAGGAGUUCCUCAGGCAGGCGUCCAGCCAGAAGCCUGCCUGGAAGGAUGGGUCCACUGCCACGUGUGUCCUGGCUGUGGACAACACUCUGUACAUCGCCAACCUCGGAGACAGUCGGGCCAUCUUGUGCCGCUACAACGAGGAGAGCCGGAAGUACGCCGCGCUGAGCCUCAGCAAGGAGCACAACCCCACCCAGUACGAGGAGCGCAUGCGCAUCCAGAAGGCUGGGGGGAAUGUCCGGGACGGGCGUGUCCUGGGAGUGCUGGAGGUGUCACGGUCCAUUGGUGAUGGGCAGUACAAGCGCUGUGGGGUCACCUCUGUGCCCGACAUUCGGCGCUGCCAGCUGACCCCUAACGACAGGUUCAUCUUGCUGGCCUGUGACGGCCUCUUCAAGGUCUUCACCCCAGAGGAAGCUGUGCACUUCAUCAUGUCCUGCCUGCAGGACGAGAAGAUCCAGACCCGAGAGGGGAAGCCAGCUGUGGACGCCCGCUAUGAGGCGGCCUGCAACCGGCUGGCCAGCAAGGCGGUGCAGCGGGGCUCUGCAGAUAACGUCACGGUCAUGCUCGUGCGCAUCGGGCAGUGAGGGGCCAGCGGUGCCCGGGCACCGCGUGGCGCGCCCUGGGCUGUAAAUAAAGGUUUUGUUUUUUUCCUAG
Molecule: messenger RNA, 1366 nt
Organism: Echinops telfairi (small Madagascar hedgehog)
Lineage: Eukaryota; Metazoa; Chordata; Mammalia; Afrosoricida; Tenrecidae
Gene: ILKAP
Product: ILK associated serine/threonine phosphatase
Exons: 14
Coding region: 1-1296 (431 amino acids)
Biological process (GO): protein dephosphorylation
Molecular function (GO): cation binding; protein serine/threonine phosphatase activity
Source: RefSeq, a predicted model, not a curated record